UUCACUUGUGGCACAAAAGGAUAUGCGACGACUGUUCUCAAAGACAAACCACACUCGCAUUUGCGUGUCAAGCAGUAAGAUAUCGAAACUUUAUGGACCUAAAAGUGAAACGUUAAAGCUCCGGGAAGCGGCUGUGUACUGUCAUAGACGUUAGAAGGCACUACACUCCAACGGGGGCAUGGGAGUUAACCAGUAUGAAUUGUAAUGUAAAACUAGUUAGUCCUCUUUUUAAACCCCAUUGUCCGGUAAAGCUAUUUAGAAAACUCUUCCGAUAAAGCAUUAAACUCAUCUUUGAGUCACUUGUCGACGUUUGUUUUCGAGUGUGGAGCGGGGUAAUUGUUGCCCCUAGUGGCCGUUGGGGUAAAAACACCCACGACGACUGCGGCUCUCGCCAACCGUCAAGUAUCAGCGGGGCCUCCGGCCUCAAGGAUCAGCAAUGGGUCCACGACGGCUGAGAGCACCACUGUCAGACGAAGAAGACGCAGCACUAGAAAACUCAGUAUGCCAAGCGACACAAAGAUGAGCUAUGUGCUUUAUCUGAAGUGUUUUCUAACAACAUUUUUCUGGUUUGCAAGAGAAAAGACUUUAAGCAUGGGGACUAACUCGUUGGUUUCCAAAAUGUACGUCGGGUUAACUUCCCCACCUUCGUUAAAGAGCAAUUUCCCGGCGAUAUUCAAUGGAAGUUUCCGGGACUGUCUCACCCACUGUGUGAGGGACAGUACUAAGCGGGACUAAAGUACAGAUUAAUGUAAUCCAGUGGCUAUGAAUCUCACGACGUCACAAUAUACAUAUAUCAUACAAUUGGUGGUGCAUUCAUAUAGGAGUAAAGUUUUUGUUGCAGUGAGUUAGAGGCGUUUUUGCGGUCCAAAGGAAAGCAUGCUGAUUGUCUGCCCCCCCCCAUAAAAGUUAAAUAAUACAGUGCUGCUAUGUUAACAAAACAGGUUAUCGCCUCUUUGGUGGGAGGUUCACACGUUAAAUUCCAAAGGGGCUGCAUACCAGGUGGAGCUUAAUAGAAGUUUUCAGUACAAAGGGGGGAUGUGUGCCUGACUUCUGUGUAAAACCCCACCCACGUUACAGCCGGAUCCUGUCAUCAGUUCAGCCUGAGAUCUGAUGGGAAACUCUCAUCACGAUUCAGCCCUGACUUUCACAUCCCAUAUGGAAUUCGGCAGAGAAGCCAGGAGAGCAGCACAGGGACUUACUCUACUCUGGGUCAAUGAAGAUGCCUGUGGUGAAGUACCAGAGAGGGGACAAGGUGAUGGGCCGCUGGCCCGGCAGCAACCUGUACUAUGAAGUCAAGGUGCUGAGCUUUGACACCACCAGUCAGCUCUACACUGUCAUCUACAAGGACGGUACUGAGCUGGAGCUCAAGGAUCAAGACAUCAAGAGUGCUGCUGGUUUCCAGACCCGAUCCAGGUCUCGCUCUCGUUCUCGAUCACCAGGCCGUCGUCGUAGCCGGUCACGCUCCCCAGCAAGGACAACGCGCCGCUCGUCCUCUCGUACAGCAGCGGCUGUCGCUGCUGCAGCCAUAACGGACAGCAUGCCAUCCUCUCAUAGGGACUCAAGGCUGAAGGAUAAUUUGGAAGUCAGGCUCAGCCCCCUGCAACCGACAGAGGCAACCGAGAACAAUAGCAACAAUAAACAUGAAAAGCAAGAGGAGAAACAAAAAGAGGAGAAUAACACGGCUAACAAAGUGAAUGAGGUGGAAGCAGAGCCUGAGAAGAACCAGGGCCGUUAUAAUCUACGUCGCAGGAAGGACGACGGAGCUGCCAAAGAAGUCGCAGUCAAACAAGAGCAGCUGGAGGAGGAGGCCAAGAAGGCUGCAGCUCCUGCUGCCGCCCUCUCCACCCCACUUGACUUCGGAGGGAAGAUAGUAUCCCUGAUGUGUCUUUUCCUUCCUGCAGGAGCCUAUUUCUGGCUGCUCUUUCUGCCGGCCUGGGUUCUCUUCCUGGUGCUCCAAAUCAAUCAGGGGGACCCCAGCCUGGUCAACUUUCCCCCUCCUCUGCCCCCUCUUGAAACCCUCUGGGAUACCCAGGCCUUUGGCUUUGUCCUCCUCUGGAUUGUGUUCCAGGCUGUGCUCUACAUCCUGCCUGUUGGAAAGUUGAGCGACGGCAUGCCGCUGAGGUCUGGGGAGAGGCUGAAGUACAGAACCAAUGGUUUCUUUGCCAUCGCGGUGAGUGCUGUAGCAGUGGCAGUAGCGGUGCACCAGGGUGUUGACCUCACCUACAUCCACAGUCACUUCCUGCAGCUAGCCGUGGCCACCUUCCUCAUCUCCGUCCUGCUGAGCGUCUACCUGUAUGUCCGCUCUCGCUACGCUCCCACAGAGAAGCUGGCGCUGGGGGGAAACUCUGGAAAUGUGGUUUAUGACUUUUUCAAAGGACGUGAACUGAAUCCUCGCAUAAAAGACUUUGACCUGAAAUUCUUCUGUGAGAUGCGCCCUGGACUGAUAGGCUGGUGUUUGAUCAACUUUGCGAUGGCGCUGGCUGAGAUGAAGAAGCACGGUCUGGACGCUCCAUCAAACAGCAUGAUCCUCGUGAACAUCUUCCAGCUGCUCUACGUGGUGGACGGUCUCUGGAACGAGGAGGCCAUCCUGACCACCAUGGACUUGAUGCACGACGGCUUCGGCUUCAUGUUGGCUUUCGGUGAUCUGGUGUGGGUUCCCUUUACUUACACCAUGCAGGCUUAUUACUUGGUCAACCACCCCAACCCCCUGAGCCUCCCAGCCGUUACAGCCAUCCUCAUGCUCAAACUUGUCGGCUUCUACAUCUUCAGGAAAUCCAACUCUGAGAAGAACGCAUUCAGGAGAAACCCAUCAGACCCAAAUCUCUCUUACCUGAAGUCGAUCCCCACAGCUACAGGGAAGAGUCUCCUGGUCUCUGGCUGGUGGGGUGUGGUCCGCCACCCUAACUACCUGGGAGACCUCAUCAUGGCUCUGGCCUGGUCCCUACCCUGUGGCUUCAGCCACCUGCUGCCGUGGUACUACAUGAUCUACUUCAUCAUUCUGCUCGUGCACCGAGACUCGCGCGACAUGAGCGAGUGCAGGAGGAAGUACGGGUCGGCGUGGGACGAGUACUGCCGGACUGUUCGCUACCGGAUCAUUCCCCGUGUCUACUGAGGAACCUGACGCUGGACGCUCGAGCUGAGGCCUUUUUUUAUUUUUUCACCCAGUAUAAUGGCUGUGAAGGCUCGCAAAAAAAACAAAAAACAAAAGAGCAAAUGCGUACGGAUUGACUGAAUUGACUUUUUUAUUGUUUAAACCAAGAAUCUUUAAAACGGUCUGGAUUUCUGGACUGAAGAAGCUACAAGUUUUAGAUGGAAGAAAAAGACUCUCAUUGUAAUUAUGGACUGUUUCAAGAAUUUUUACAUAAAUCUUAAAAUCUUAAAUCUUAAAAAAUGGGGAAAACAAAAUAAACGCCUCCGCUAGGAAUGUCUUGUUAGGAUGUAUAUUAUUGUACAUACACAUUUGUUUUGAUACUUAAAGAAUAAUGCACCCCUUGCAUAAUUUCUAAGUUUUAUUCUUUGCUCCCAUAUUCAGAAUUACAAUAUCAUUUUGGCUAUUAUGAAUAAUUGUAAGUACACCUUCCUACUAUAAUUUCCAGCUUGUGCAUGUGAAGGAUGCUACGUUUCUUUUUUUAAUUUUUAUUUUCAGUACGCUGGAAAGUAGGACUCAUGUUCUUUCUCAGGACCCAGAAUUUUGUAAGAAAGUUGAAUUAGAAAAGUUUUGUCUUAAUAUUUUUUUGUAUAGUUUUUAUAGAUAUCUAGUUUUGACUUGAGAGUGUAAAAUUAUUUUCAGAGGUUUCAAGAAAAAUGCACUAAUGCGUGAAGGCAUUUUUAUUUUAUUAUUAUUUUUUAUCAGUUCCAAAGUGUAUUUGAUUUGGCUUUGCUACCUCAGGUUCACCCACUGUCCACUUCUCCUCUCCUCCGCGUCCUCUGGUCUCAGGCAGUGUGUGUGAUUGUGGGUGUGACGUCACUGCCGAAGAGAGGAAAAUGAGUUAGACUUGUUUAUCAUUUCACCGACAAUGUGACCAUCCGUUAUCCACAUCCACAGGUGUGUGACGCUUUUUAAAAUGAAAUCCCCCCCAACUACUUUUAUUUUUGUCUUAUUUUUGUCGCAUUGAUGAAACCAUCUGUAUCUCGUCCUGCUAGUUUCUGGAGCGUACUCUCUCUCUCUCUCUCUCUCUCUUUCUAUAUCAUGAACUGGUCGUUGAUUUCCCGCCACUGCCACAUGAAUUUGAUUUUUACUUAUUUAAGCUUUAACUACCCAGCUCAUAUGAAACACACCGUUUUGAUGAAAUUUAGACUGUGACAACAUGCAGAUCUGUGGACUGUGUUUGCUUUUAUAACCUGUGCAUUUGCGAGCCCAAAAAAAAUAUUUUUCUGCCUGUGCAGCUGUAGAUGAGUACAUACGUAGCAAUACAGUUUCUAUAUUUAGGUAGCAUUUUUUUAUGCUGUGCUGACUGAAUACUCUGUAAAUAUAUAUUUUUUAAUCAUGUUAAUUUGAGUAAAAAGAGGUGAAAGUAGUGAUGUUUCUCAGUAGAUAUUUAAUGUUGCUCUUUAUUUUAAUUUUUUUUUUUUUAAGUUAACUACUCAUUUUGACCACUGUAGUUAUGUUUACACCUAGAUUUGCCAUGUUUCUGGGCAGUUCUUCAAAAUGUAUUAAAAACAUGUGUAAUGGUCUGCCACUCUCAUUUCCUGACCAGAGGGAGAAAUAAAAUACUUUUACCACCAUCCUGUUGAACCCAGGACUCAUUAUGGUGAUUGGGAUACUUUUAAUAUUAUGGUGGUGACCUUCUCUCCAGGGUUUGGCUGUGAGUCUGUGAGUGGAGAGCAAUAAUAAAAGUUGGAUGUAUUUUUGAUAUAUGACAACAGAGAAUGAGACGUUUUAAGCUCCAUUGGGUUCAGUGAAGAUUAAUCAAAUCAGCAGCAGUGGCUGGAAAAAAAAAAAAAGCUUAUCUGUACAAAUGUUGCAGCAUAAAAUAAAGAUUUACAGGAUUUCCUUU
Molecule: messenger RNA, 4997 nt
Organism: Seriola aureovittata
Lineage: Eukaryota; Metazoa; Chordata; Actinopteri; Carangiformes; Carangidae
Gene: lbr
Product: lamin B receptor
Exons: 14
Coding region: 1214-3112 (632 amino acids)
Biological process (GO): sterol biosynthetic process
Cellular component (GO): nuclear inner membrane
Molecular function (GO): oxidoreductase activity, acting on the CH-CH group of donors, NAD or NADP as acceptor
Source: RefSeq, a predicted model, not a curated record